Molecule: messenger RNA, 1155 nt
Organism: Limanda limanda (common dab)
Lineage: Eukaryota; Metazoa; Chordata; Actinopteri; Pleuronectiformes; Pleuronectidae
Gene: elavl3
Product: ELAV like neuron-specific RNA binding protein 3
Exons: 8
Coding region: 1-1155 (384 amino acids)
Cellular component (GO): ribonucleoprotein complex
Molecular function (GO): RNA binding
Source: RefSeq, a predicted model, not a curated record
AUGGUUACUAUAAUCAGCACCAUGGAAACCCAGGUGUCCAAUGGUCCAAGCGGAACCAGUAUGCCAAACGGUCCGGUCAUCAGCACCAACGGCUCCACAGACGACAGCAAGACCAACCUGAUCGUCAACUAUCUGCCUCAGAACAUGACCCAAGAGGAGUUCAAAAGUUUGUUCGGUAGCAUCGGAGAGAUUGAAUCCUGCAAGCUCGUCAGAGACAAGAUAACAGGCCAGAGUUUGGGAUACGGGUUUGUAAACUAUGUGGAUCCGAAUGAUGCGGACAAGGCCAUCAACACACUGAAUGGUCUCAAGCUCCAGACCAAAACAAUCAAGGUAUCAUAUGCCCGGCCAAGUUCGGCUUCUAUUCGUGAUGCCAACCUUUAUGUAAGUGGACUCCCCAAGACCAUGAGCCAGAAAGACAUGGAACAGCUGUUCUCCCAAUACGGUCGCAUCAUCACAUCCCGCAUCCUAGUGGACCAAGUCACAGCAGGCGUAUCACGAGGAGUGGGUUUCAUCCGGUUUGACAAGCGAAAUGAAGCAGAGGAGGCCAUCAAAGGUCUGAACGGACAGAAGCCUCUGGGCGCCGCUGAGCCCAUCACUGUCAAGUUCGCCAACAACCCCAGCCAGAAGACGGGCCAGGCCUUACUGACCCAGCUGUACCAGACCGCUGCCCGGCGCUACACGGGGCCGCUGCACCACCAGACUCAGCGUUUCAGCGUGAUCCCUUCACUUGGAAAGGGACCUGAUCCAAAUAACAGCUCAAAACCAAUACUCGACAAUUUACUAAACGCCAGCUACGGAGUCAAGAGUUCUCCUACUCUCUUCCCCAGAUUCUCGCCCAUCACCAUUGACAGCAUGACCAGCCUUGCCGGAGUCAACCUCACUGGUCCGACCGGAGCCGGAUGGUGCAUCUUUGUGUACAACCUGUCCCCCGAGGCGGACGAGAGCGUCCUGUGGCAGCUCUUUGGGCCUUUCGGCGCCGUUACCAAUGUCAAGGUCAUCCGUGACUUCACCACCAACAAAUGUAAGGGCUUUGGCUUUGUCACCAUGACCAACUACGACGAAGCCGCCAUGGCCAUUGCUAGCCUUAACGGCUACCGCCUGGGUGACCGCGUGCUGCAGGUUUCCUUCAAAACCAGCAAGCAGCACAAGGCCUGA